Eleginops maclovinus (Patagonian blennie) is the source of this 2329-nucleotide messenger RNA. RefSeq names its product acidic (leucine-rich) nuclear phosphoprotein 32 family, member E (gene anp32e). NCBI's taxonomy places the organism in Eukaryota, Metazoa, Chordata, Actinopteri, Perciformes, Eleginopidae. Gene Ontology annotation, biological process: regulation of apoptotic process. Gene Ontology annotation, molecular function: phosphatase inhibitor activity; histone binding. Gene Ontology annotation, cellular component: nucleus. The transcript is spliced from 6 exons. The record is from RefSeq and is a predicted model, not a curated record. The coding region runs from base 144 to 893 and encodes 249 amino acids.
GCCUGUGUUGCAGGGGGCACGGCGCGAUGUAUCAUGGAGGAUCAGUAGGCAGACUGUGGCCGUAAGAGAGAACAGCUCUCCGGACUCUAUACUCUGUUAUCACCCUUUUAUCAUCCGUUCAUCCGACUUCCAUAUACCACAACAUGGACAUGAAGAAGAGGAUCACCCUGGAGCUGAGGAACCGGAGCCCGGCGGAGAUAGCCGAGCUGGUAGUGGAUAACAGCCGCUCUGCAGACGGACAGGUGGAGGGUCUGACGGACGCCUUCACUGAGCUGGAGUUCCUCAGCAUGGUCAACGUGGGGCUGAGCUCUCUGAGCAAACUGCCCUCACUGCCCAAAUUGCACAAGCUGGAGCUGAGUGACAACAACCUGUCCGGCUCUCUGGAGACCCUGUCAGAGAAAUGUCCCAACCUGACCUACCUGAAUCUGAGUGGGAACAAGAUCAAGGAGCUGAGCAACGUGGAGGCCCUGGUGAACCUGAAGAGCCUGCAGAGCCUGGACCUGUUCAACUGUGAGAUCACAUCCCUGGAGGACUACCGGGAGAGCGUGUUUGAGCUGCUGCCCCAGGUCACCUACCUGGACGGCUUCGACCAGGAGGACAACGAGGCGCCAGACUCCGAGGCUGAGGACGACGAUGAGGACGGGGAGGACGGAGUGGCUCCAGUCGGAGACUACGAUGACGAGGACGAUGAGGACGAGGAUGAGGACGGUUCGGAGGGGGGGGAGGUCGGGGCGCUGAGCUUCCAGGUGAACCGCGCCGCCCAGGACGAGGACGACGAUGAUGACGAGUUUGGAGACGAAGAGGAGGAAGAGGAGCAUGCAGGGUUGCAGGGGGAGAAGAGGAAGCGAGACGUGGACGACGAGGGCGAGGAUGAGGAGGACGAUGAAGACUAGCGUCCCUCAGGACGGUGAUAGUGUGUUAGAGCCUCGUCUUUAUUUUAGAUAUCAGAGAUUAUCAGGACUACAGAGUGAUGUCACUUCCUGUCCACCGGACUCUUCCUGCAGGUCAUGGGGGGGGGGGCUGCUUCAGGGACCAGACCAGAGGCAAGACUUUAGAGACCGGGUCUUCAUGGUGGGAGCUGUUUCUAAAGUCUUGUCUCUGGUCUGGACUUCCUGAGUCUCCAUCCUGCGAGUCGGACCCCGUCCCAGAGUUUACCCCCCCUCCCUGCAGCCCCCACUUCCUGUCUCUCUGCAUCAUAUCUCUGGACUUCCUGUCGUUUUGACUCUCCAGGUAUCUGGACUCUCAGGAGAGGAACCCCCCCACCCUCGUGUUCAGCCCUGGUCACAUGACUCUGCAGUUUGAUUUGUAAUGGGGGGGGGGGGGGGGGGUAUUAGCUCUGUUUUUUUGUCUCUGAACAGCUGUUGUUUUUUUUUUUGUUGUUCAUCCUCAAACUGUCCCCCCCCAUGAGAGGCUCAGAGCGCCACUUCAGGCUCCGCCCCCGAAACUAAACGCAACCCCCGCGGUGCGUUCAGGUGCCUCUCCGCUCUGUUUACAUCCAGUUAUUAUCAGACUUUCAUCCAAUCACAUGUGAGUCUGCAGGUCACAUGACAAACUGUCCGUCCUUCCCCCCCCUACGGUGUAAUCUGCAUAGCUACAAAAAGCUGAAAUUGUAUUUUUAUAUUUAAUGUUUUCUGUCAGGUUUAAAUCUGUGUGAGUGUGACUGAUCUCUGGCACCUGAAUGCACCGCUGCAGUGCAUUGUGGGAACCUUAGGGCUGGUAAAGAUGUGGGCGGGGCCUGAAGCACACCUGAGGCGUCUGAUUCAGGUGUGCUCUGCAUGGGAUUCUGCAGCCUCGCAGCAUCGGGAGGAGCAGACCCCCCCCAGGAGAUCAGAUGUUAUUAUGUGGGGUUAGGAUGGGGGGGUCUGCUCCUCCUGGGGUGGUCUGCUCCUCCUGGGGGGGGUCUGCUUCUCCUGGGGGGUUCUGCUCCUCCUGGGCGGGGGUUUAAUAACUGCUGUUAGAUUACUGACUGCACUCCUGAACCAUGACUCAGCACUCUGUUGUUCUGUGACACGCGUGUAACAUCCUGUCACAUGAUCAGAGAGGGGCUGCAGUUGUCGUAGCCCCCCCCCCCUCAGGACUCACAGGUCUGUCCUGGUCAGGAGUGCAGCGUCUGGUUUUAGGGCGAUAUGUACAUAGACUUCAGGUUGUUUUUUAAUGACUUUAAUAAUGUUUGUUUCUGAGGUUGUAGUUGACCCGUGUCUGACCUGUGUCUGACCCUGGACCCCGGCUGUCACGCUCCUGUCUGUGGGGAAACUGUGUGUGUGUGUGUUGUGUGAGCUGAGGGGUUUUCAAUUAAAAACAUAAAGAAAAUAAAGGAGGUGUGUUUGAA